UUCUGAAGGCUCCAAAAAAAUUAAUUCAACCGGAAUUUCACGAAUUAUUACGUUCAAGAGUUUUCACGUCACAUCAUAAAUUUCCCAUGCUUUCAAAUUCUUUCCAUAAUUUUCCUCUGUGUAGAGAAAUUGCAGACGAGUAAUCAUUUUCUUCCGUGACCACAACAUUUCCACUGAGUUAAUUCCCCCCAUGUGCAGAAACUCGUUCCAUAGAUCGAUCAAUUACUUCUGAAUACCUCGAGAGACUCUAGAGCAUCAGAAAGGAUUAUUCAAGUAUUAAUGACUAUCGACGUUAUCCAAUAUGAAUGAUUCUUCCCUUGGAAUAAUAACCGGGGUAUUACCGCAAAAUUGGCAUGUAAUAUCAUCCGGAAAUUACUGGGAUCGAUAACGACCAUUGUGAAUCCUCUCCCGAAUGAAAAUAGUCGUGAGUAGAUUCUGAUCUUCUUGAGUUUCAAACAAGAGUUCUUAAAAAAAAAAAGUUUAACUAUGAAACAUGGAAGAUAUGACAUCGACACGAUCUCAUUUUAGAGAAUGCCUUGGUGGUGAUGUAUUUAUCCUACAAUGCAUGGGAUUAUAUUCAAUGGGUGCUAUUUUUAAGGAUGAUAAACCUCAGUGGCAUUAUUGGGAAACUAUUCCGUUUAUCAUUGGAUUAGGAACAAUAACUGUUGCUGUGAUUUUUGAUAUACGUAAUGUAUAUGAUACGGCGCAGACUGAUUUUAUGAUGUCCAUUGAAGUGGCUGCAGCUGUAUUUACUGUAGCAUUAGCUGUAUUUAAAGGGUAUCGGCUGUGGUUCCAUCGAAAAGAGCUUUACAACUUGUUGACGGUUUGCCAUCGAAGAUGGAAUAUCCUGUCAUCACGUAAUCAUCUACGAGAGGACUCCAUUGGAAUCGCCAGGAAUACCCGGCUCUUCAGGAUAUGUUACACAGUAGCUGUCGUCGGUACCGUGGGUUCUUAUAACUUACGUCCCUAUGUGCUCUAUCUCAAAUUUCAUCUCGCUCAGACGAAUGAUUCUUUCGAUUUCUCGGAGACUGUCUACCCCGCGCAUUAUCCAUUCACUUUAAAUACCCCUAUUCAAUAUUUUUUAUUGACAACAUGGGAAAACUGUGGAUUAUAUUUUUUGGAUCUCUGGUGGAUAGCGGCGGACUGUCUGUUCGCUCAAUUGACGACACAUUUUGCGAUUCAAUUCAACGUGCUUUCGGGUGAGAUCCGGAGGAUAGAGAUAACACCGACAUCAACACCGUUGGGUAUUAAGAAAAUAAUCAGACAGUUGAAGAGAAUUAUUCGGGAACAUGUUGAAUUGUUAUCAUACGUUCAUGCAGUGGAGGAAUGGUAUAAUCCGAUAAUUUUUGCUACUAUAUUACUCAAUGGACUUAAUUUAUGUACCUGUUUAUACAGUCUGCAAUAUAGACUCGCGAGAAAUAAUUGGAGGGAUGCCGUUAAAAAUACUACUCAUGCCACCACGAUCGCUCUGCAGACUUUUUUAUUCUGCUCGUAUGCCCAACGUUUAAAUGAUGAGAUUAAUGGAUUUCGCCAAGCCAUUUAUGAGUGUUCUUGGGUGAAUUUUAAUAUGGCAACAAAAACAAUGAUUCUGGUUUUAAUGAUACAUACAGAGCGUGAAUACGUGUACUCUGCAUACGGAUUCUUCAAUGUGAAUAUGCCUCAAGUAACUGUGAUAUUUAGUACAGCUAUGAGAUUCUUCACGCUUUUACGAAGUGUUUCAUGAAGAGAACUCGCGAAAUCCACUGCAGAAACCCAUUGAAUGGAUUGUUAUAUCAUCGGAUCUAUUUAAAUAAAAUGAAUAAUUAGGCUAAAGAAGAUUGAUUUCUUAGAUCUCCUUUUUAUCUUCACAGGUAUGACAAUAUUUUUGGCUCUGAAACACAAUUCGAACUUCUUCGAUACCGUCGAUUUGAUGCGCGUAAUGUAUAUUGUACUGCACAGACGGAUUUUGUGUUGUCCAUUGAAUUAGUUGCCGUCAUAUUUACUGUUAUUUUAGUCAUACUGAAAAU
Messenger RNA from Fopius arisanus, 2006 nucleotides. Its product is annotated as odorant receptor 47a-like. Gene Ontology annotation, biological process: sensory perception of smell; detection of chemical stimulus involved in sensory perception of smell. NCBI's taxonomy places the organism in Eukaryota, Metazoa, Arthropoda, Insecta, Hymenoptera, Braconidae. The coding region runs from base 494 to 1723 and encodes 409 amino acids. The record is from RefSeq and is a predicted model, not a curated record. The transcript has 8 exons. Gene Ontology annotation, molecular function: odorant binding; olfactory receptor activity. Gene Ontology annotation, cellular component: plasma membrane.